GUGGACAAUGUGGCCGUGAUGAUGGGAGUGCUGGAUUUUAUGAUAGUGUCCCUCGUUUGCUGUGCUAACACGUCCGCAACAAAUCUGCUAAGGAGAGGUCCCUACUAAUGAGUAUGCUCCUUGUGCAUGCAAAAACCCUGGGACACUGGAAGUCUUAAUCCUGGGAGAUCUUACACACCAAGGAACCUCUCUGGUGCAAAUAUGUAACCUUCCAUGUGGAGAAAAUGGGGUGUUUGUGUACUGUUAGCUGAAGGCAGGUAAGGAGAACAUCCUUACUCUGGGCAAUGAUGUAUAAGUGUUCCUUGAAGAGACCAGAUGUUCAGUGAAUUCUUGGGUAUGAGGAAAUGUUAAUGAGUUCAUCCAGAGCUUUUACUGUGUUCAGCUCGUUUGCAGAGAAUGAAGAUGCCCUUUUGCGGCACUUGUUUCGGGGGUAUCAGAAGUGGAUCCGACCAGUGAAACAUUCCAACGAUACCAUAAGGGUGUACUUUGGAUUAAAGAUAUCUCAACUAGUAGAUGUGGAUGAAAAGAACCAGCUGAUGACAACUAACGUAUGGCUGAAACAGGAAUGGAUUGACCACAAAUUGUGCUGGAAUCCAGAAGACUACGGUGGGAUCACAGCGAUUCGGGUCCCAUCUGAAUCUCUCUGGCUUCCUGAUAUUGUUUUAUUUGAAAAUGCUGAUGGGCGCUUUGAAGGUUCCCUGAUGACAAAAGCAAUUGUCAGAUACAAUGGGAUCGUCGUCUGGACACCUCCAGCCAGUUACAAAAGUUCCUGCACUAUGGAUGUGACCUUCUUCCCAUUCGAUAGGCAGAAUUGUUCAAUGAAAUUUGGAUCGUGGACUUACGAUGGCAGCAUGGUUGAUUUAAUCCUAGUAGAUGAAAAUGUGGACAGGACAGAUUUUUUUGAUAAUGGGGAAUGGGAAAUCUUAAAUGCUAAGGGAAUGAAGGGAAACCGAAAAGAUGGAUUGUAUUCCUACCCUUUCAUAACCUAUUCUUUUGUUCUGAGACGGCUCCCCCUGUUUUACACUCUUUUCUUAAUAAUCCCGUGCCUGGGAUUGUCUUUUUUAACUGUGCUGGUUUUUUACUUGCCCUCGGAUGAAGGAGAGAAGCUCUCGCUGUCGACUUCUGUUUUGGUCUCCCUUACUGUUUUUCUCUUAGUCAUUGAAGAAAUCAUCCCUUCCUCCUCCAAAGUAAUCCCUUUGAUUGGGGAAUAUUUGUUGUUCAUCAUGAUUUUUGUUACCUUGUCUAUCAUUGUGACUGUUUUUGUCAUCAACGUACAUCACCGCUCUUCGACCACCUACCAUCCAAUGGCCCCUUGGGUGAAAAGACUCUUCCUUCAGAAACUCCCCAGGCUGCUCUGCAUGAAGGGCCACAUUGACCGCUACUCAUUCUCUGAUCCUGAAGAAACCUUGAAACAAAAGCUGACAAGAAAACAUAAACACAAACAGUUCAAAGACGGAGAAAAAGUAGUGAUUGCGUUCUUGGAAAAGGCCGCCGAUUCCAUCAAGUAUAUCUCCAGGCAUGUUAAAAAGGAGCACUUCAUUAGGCAGGUGGUGCAGGACUGGAAGUUUGUAGCUCAGGUCCUUGACCGCAUCUUCUUAUGGUUAUUUUUGGUGGUGUCUGUGACCGGCUCUGUUCUUAUAUUUACCCCUGCUUUAAAGAUGUGGCUGCACAGUGGUUUGUAGAAAUAACACCCAGCCUCUUUUGGUGACAGCAAAAUGGUGGAACAGAUAUUCAAUGUGCACUGUCUCAAUAGGUAUAUAGACAGCUCAACAUAUCAUGCUGCUGGUGGCAACCUUUGUUGAUACUAGUAUACCUGGAUCAAGCUUUAAGGCUGAAUCCUGUGCCCAUUUUCCUGGGGCAAACAGUAUUCAGCUCACUGGGAUUUACUUCUAGGUAAACAUGUAUAGGAUUGUACAAAUAACGAUGUCCAGUAUCUUUUAUAUACACAGACCUUGAUCUGCUAACUCAGAUGCAGUAGAAAAAGACAUGUUAAAUCUGUAGACUAAAUCCAAAAUCAGUCCCAAGCGGAAUAGACGUAAUGAAGCAUUGUUUAUAAGUAGGGGAAGGAUUUCUAUGACAUUUCACAUUUUCUCUGCAACCUACAUUUGAAGCCAUAAGCAAGUUCAAACAUGUUUAUGAGUAAACUGGCCUUUCUUACCAGAUAACUCAUAAAUAUGCUCAAAGCAACCAAUUGGCUCAAA
Molecule: messenger RNA, 2201 nt
Organism: Pogona vitticeps (central bearded dragon)
Lineage: Eukaryota; Metazoa; Chordata; Lepidosauria; Squamata; Agamidae
Source: RefSeq, a predicted model, not a curated record